GUCUCCUACAUCAUAAUCAUAUUCUCUUUUUUCAUCCUUGGAAUCUCUCUCUCUCUCUCUUUCUCAAGUCUCGACACUUUCACUUGUUCUCUUCCUUACUCCAGCAAAUCACGUAACAGUUUCUCAGCAUAUACAGGUUUUUCAAUGGCUUUGAUCAUUGAAUAGGCACUAAAGUACAUUUGAGGAGAUGAAAGGCGAGCCGGCUGGGCUGAUAAUCGGGGUAUCUAUAGGGGUAGUGAUUGGAGUGCUUUUGGCAAUUUCUGGAUUCUUCUGCAUUAGGUACCAUAGGAGGCGCUUGCAGAUAGGGAACAGCAGUUCUCGGAGGACAGCCACUAUUCCUAUCCGUGCUAAUGGUGCUGACUCUUGUACUAUAUUGUCAGACUCGACCAUUGGUCCAGAUUCACCUGUCAAAUCCGGACGCAAUGGUUCCUCCUUCUGGCUUGAGGGAUUUAAGAAGAGUAAUGUGGUCUCAAUGUCAGGAAUACCCGAGUAUUCUUACAAGGAUCUGCAAAAAGCAACCUAUAACUUUACAACAUUGAUAGGGCAAGGUGCGUUUGGUCCUGUGUACAAAGCUCAGAUGUCAACGGGUGAGACUGUUGCAGUUAAAGUUCUUGCAACUGAUUCUAAACAAGGGGAGAAAGAGUUCCAGACUGAGGUUAAGCUAUUGGGAAGGUUGCAUCACAGAAACCUCGUGAACUUAAUUGGAUAUUGUGCAGAAAAAGGGCAACAUAUGCUUAUAUAUGUCUACAUGAGUAAAGGCAGCUUGGCCUCUCAUUUAUACAGUGAAAAGCAUGAGCCGUUGAGCUGGGAUUUGAGGGUUCUUAUAGCUUUAGAUGUGGCAAGAGGCUUGGAGUAUCUUCAUGAUGGAGCAGUUCCUCCUGUAAUACACCGUGAUAUUAAAUCUUCCAAUAUUCUGUUGGAUCAGUCCAUGAGAGCCAGGGUAGCUGAUUUUGGACUUUCAAGAGAAGAAAUGGUGGACAAACAUGCAGCUAAUAUUAGGGGCACGUUUGGUUAUCUUGAUCCUGAGUAUAUAUCUACAAGGAAUUUCACCAAGAAAAGUGACGUUUACAGCUUUGGAGUUUUGCUCUUUGAACUCAUAGCUGGAAGAAAUCCUCAACAAGGUCUCAUGGAAUAUGUUGAGCUUGCCGCUAUGAAUACGGAGGGGAAAGUUGGGUGGGAAGAAAUUGUGGAUUCCCGUCUUAAUGGGAACUGCCAUAUGCAAGAGCUCAACGAAGUGGCAGCUCUUGCAUAUAAAUGUGUCAACCGUGCCCCAAAGAAACGGCCUUCCAUGAGAGACAUUGUACAAGUGCUAUCACGGAUGCUCAAAAUGAGGCACAACAGGAAGCACAUGAAAUCCUCGUCAUCCGUAACAGAUGAAGUCACAAUCGACGUGAACCAACCAGAAACCAAAAUCCAAAUGGCUGAACAUCGAAGAGAGGAGUCUGCGGACAGCAUAGCUGAUACCUAUGAAGUAUAGACGAUAGUUUUCCCAUUUGUUCAUUUUUUUUAAAAAUUUCUUGGUUUUUUGGCUUUGCUUUUUUGAUACAUGUGCAGUCUUUGAUGGGCUAGAACUAGCAGAUUUCAAGUAGUUCUGAUUUCUGCUCGAGUGACAGGAUUUCAGUUCAGCAUUUUUACUCUGUAACAUAUCUUUUUCUCUUUCUUCCUCCCUGUUUUGCUCAAAUGACAGGUUUCUAAUUUGUAUACCGUUCUCAAUCAAUGGAAAUGAA
This is a messenger RNA of Prunus mume (Japanese apricot), 1727 nucleotides long. Its product is annotated as calcium/calmodulin-regulated receptor-like kinase 1. Gene Ontology annotation, biological process: protein phosphorylation. The record is from RefSeq and is a predicted model, not a curated record. Gene Ontology annotation, molecular function: ATP binding; protein kinase activity. Lineage: Eukaryota; Viridiplantae; Streptophyta; Magnoliopsida; Rosales; Rosaceae.